Molecule: messenger RNA, 1693 nt
Organism: Rhinichthys klamathensis goyatoka
Lineage: Eukaryota; Metazoa; Chordata; Actinopteri; Cypriniformes; Leuciscidae
Gene: ca6
Product: carbonic anhydrase VI
Exons: 10
Coding region: 95-1675 (526 amino acids)
Molecular function (GO): zinc ion binding; carbonate dehydratase activity
Source: RefSeq, a predicted model, not a curated record
GGUGUAAACCGUUGCAAUCGAUGUCACUCUCAGGCAGCAGUAGCACCUCUUUACAACAACGAGGGAACAGCCUGAGACUGAGUGCACUUCCAGCAUGGAGCUGUUUGUGGUCCUGUUAUACGCCGGUUUGGUGAAUUUCGCAUCGGCUGGAAUAGAUGGAGAAAAGUGGACAUAUUCAGAAGGAGAACUGGAUCAGAAGCACUGGGCAGAAAAGUUUCACGUGUGCGGCGGCAACAAACAGUCUCCCAUUGACAUACAGCGGCGCAAAGUGCGUUACAAUCCGCGACUGCUACAGCUCGAACUGACAGGGUAUGAUGACAUGCAUGGUAUCUUUCACAUGAAGAACAAUGGACAUUCUGUGGAGAUUCAGCUGCCACAGACUAUGAUGAUUACCAAGGGGUUUCCAGACCACUACACUGCUGUCCAAAUGCAUCUGCACUGGGGAGGCUGGGAUUUGGAGGCCAGUGGAUCAGAGCACACAAUGGACGGCAUCCGCUACAUGGCAGAACUCCACGUGGUCCACUACAACUCUAAUAAGUACAGUAGCUUCCAAGAGGCCAUAGAUAAACCAGAUGGUCUUGCAGUUUUAGCCUUUUUUUAUGAGGAUGGGCAUUUUGAGAACACAUACUACAGUGAUUUUUUUGCUAACCUGGCAAACAUCAAGUAUGCAGGUCAGGCCAUGAAUAUCACUAACUUGAAUGUACGCUCCAUGCUCCCAGAGAACCUCAGUCACUUUUUCAGAUAUGAGGGCUCUCUCACCACACCGCCGUGCCACGAGAGCAUUCUGUGGACAGUAUUUGAAACGCCUAUCACCCUCUCUCACAAUCAGAUCAGGAAAUUGGAGAGCACAUUAAUGGACCAUGAAAAUAAGACCCUGUGGAACGACUACCGCAUGGCCCAGCCUCUGAAUGACAGAGUUGUGGAGUCCUCUUUCCUCCCACGUCUGGGCAAAGGAGGAUUUUGCCGUCAAGAGGAGAUUGAGGCUAAGCUUAAAAGGAUUGAGAGCCUUAUUGUGUCACUGGACAAAAAAACGGUUCCAGGACCAUGGUCUACACGUACAGGCCAGCAACCUCUAUCACCACUGGUCCUGUACUUCCCAACAAAGAAUUUGGAGAGCUACGCUUUGGUGAACUUAUCCCACUCCAUGAACCUCCAAUCCUUCACAGCCUGCAUGAACGUCCGUAUACCACCCAUUCAAGACCUCACUGUGCUGUCUUACUCCACUUCACAUGACAAUGAGCUCAUGAUCACUUUGGGCUCUGAAGUGGGUCUCUGGAUCGGAGAUGAGUUUGUUAAUUUACCAUUUGAACGUCAAUCACAUGACUGGACAAACUACUGCUUUACCUGGGCGUCACAUAACGGAGGGGCUGAACUGUGGGUGAACGGACUGGUCGGGGAAGAACGCUACAUUCGGAGAGGGUACACCAUUUUGGCUGGAGGAACCCUCAUUCUGGGAAAGGACCAGGAUGGCUUUUUGGGGAUCUCAGAUACCGAUGCUUUUGUAGGCCACAUGACCGAUGUAAAUAUAUGGGAUUAUGUGCUGACUGCGGCAGAUAUUGGUGAGCAAAUGUUGUGUGAUAAUGGCAAGGUAAAAGGGAAUGUCCUGAGCUGGGGAAACACUCAGCUCAGUCUGUAUGGGGGAGUUCAGCUGCAGGCUGAGCAGGUUUGCCACUGAGUGAGAGAAAGAAAGAAA